CCCCUGCUGGUAGCGGUGGAGAAAAUCAGUUUACACAGUCUGCCUUUGCCUCUGCCUCGGUUCUGCUGUAGUGUACCUGCCCACCCCCCUCCGCUGUGUCUCUUUUACCCCGCUGCAGCCGUGCGUCUCUCUUCAGUGUGCCAUCAGCCAGCGGACAGCUCACAGCGUAACCGUGCGGAUAGACGCUUUUUACGCACGGUCCCGGCGUCUGUCACAGAGAGAGAGGAGCUUCAGAUCUUUACGGGAUUUCACGGGAGUUUCAGUGGAUGACGGGACGAAAACAGGUGAGGUGAGGACAAGGACACGAUCUACGUCUGGCCAUCUGUCCUUCAGCGGAUCAAGUGCCCUGGAGCCGGCCACCCUCAAGUCCGCUCAACCACGACGGCGUCAAACAAAAACCCCAGUGAAAGGCAAAUAUUUGAAGCCAUUAUAUCUCAUUUUUGAGGAGAAGUUGUCGCCACAAAACCAACACUGACGGGUGCUGUUGGGGGAGGAAAAGUAGCCCAUUCAAAGAGUACCCUGCUUGCUAUUUUGGAAGCUCUGUGGGCUAGGAGCAUCUCAUUUGGGAGAGCUCUUGGCUGACAAAAAAAAGGACUUCCCUGUGCCCUCCCUGCUUAGUCAAAUGCUUGUCUAAAUACUGGAUAGAGAUAUCAAUUUGACUGCAGACUUGGUUUGCCCAACAAAGACGCUGCAGCUAUCUUGGGAGGUUUUUACAACAAGCUGUCUGCCUGUGGCCUCCUGAAUUGCUACCUAUCCAUUACUCCUUGAGAAUGAUCUGUGAGAACAUGCAAUGAGCGGCUGGAGUUAACUACAUUUUUGUGUUUUGAAGUGGACCAAGUACGGUGUCUUGGGGGACGCCCGAAACAGCUUAUCAUCUCUGAGCUUGAGCCCUUUCCUGGUUUGUAGAUCAACAUGAAACCGCUAACACCAAUCGGCUCCCCCUCCCCUCUGAGGCUCCUCAACAAGGGCCCCGACUAUCUGCGCAGACAGAUAGACGGAGGUAGCCACGGGCGAACCAUCAGCGCCGUGGAGAGGCUGGAGGCGGACAAAGCUAAAUAUGUCAAGAGCCAGCAGGUAAUCAACACCAAACAGGAGCCCGCGCUGGUCCCAUGUGCCACCCCACCACCCCGACGAGCUGGGGUUACCGCUGGCAACAUAACACCUCACCUCCCCCCACGCCAUUCCUCAAACACAGCCUUCUCCACACUGUCAGACUCUGUCACCUCCAGAGAUGAAAACGAAAAUGAUGACUCCAGAAAAGAGAACAAACGGACAUUGGUUGAUGUUGAGGCGAAUAACAGAAGCAAUGUGAACAAUGUUUUGCCCCCAAGCCCCAGAACGCCUGCCAUUCACAGCCUGGUGGCCCCACAUAGUGCACCUGUGCUUAGAAGAAGUUCUGGCAAACGUAUGCUAAGGCCAGACUCACUUCUCAUCUACCGGCAGAAGAAAGAGUGCAAAAGUCCAACUAGUUCUAGUCCAGGAGAGAACAAUAACUCUGAAAUCAGGGGUUACAGCUUUGUACGACGCCUUUUCCAAGGAUCUAUGAGGGAGAAAAGUAGUGGCGGAGACAGUAGAAUCCAAAAAAUGGUGAUCGGGGAGGAGAGGGCUCCUUCACGAGAUGGAGAUUCACGCAUGUCAUGGACCAAUGAGAAAGAUACUGUAGAUAGUGGACCAGAAAGUAGAAGGUCAAGCAAAAUGGACCACGAUCGGUCUCCUGGGUCACUGUCAAGCCCAGGUUUCAGCACAUUCAAAAAGACUGAAGAUACAAAUGGUACCAAUGAUAACAUCACUAAUGGCAACCACUCGAGUAACCAAGAUGAGAACGAUCCUUGGAAAAGAGCCUCUCCACCAGUGCACAGGCGGCAGCUGGGAGAACUGCGACGUUCUAAAUCGGACCUACAGAUCCGCAGCUCUGUGGCGCUGUCAGAGCAGGAGCUUUUCUUCGCCUUCUGUGGCCUGGACAUGGACAUGAUCGAGUGUUUGGGACGAGAGAACUUCCUGUCUGGUGCCAGUUCCAUAGACACUCUGUCACUGGCCCUGCGCAGCGUGGUGGAGGGUUGUGGUGGCUCUGAGCCCAGCGAGUUCUCCCGUCACUCAGGAGAUGGACUAUUUGAGGAGGAGCUGGUGGAGACACUUCCAACUGGAGUGUCUAUCAUCGAGAGAAACGCCAGAGUCAUUAAGUGGCUUUAUGGAUGUAAGAAUGCUGCUCGUGAGGGACCCAAAGAGUCAACUGUUUAAUGUUGUCAGGGAGUGCAUAGUUGGCACAAAUGAAAAGCAAGAAUCAUCUCAGACUGUUUCCCGACAAUAUAUGGACUUUAUUUGUAAUACAGAAAUGCAAAUGUAUUGUAUAUUGUCAUGAUGGUUAAACUUGCAUCAACAAUUUGCACUCCUUGGUACAUGGUUACCUUUAUCCACUUGCCCUUUUUAAAUCCAAAGAGACUUCAGUUUAAGAGUGAUGACUGCGAGCAGUUAUCUCCUGUCAUGUUGAUAUAUUGUAUUUAUAAAUCCUAUGGAAGUAUUGUGUGGGUGUAGAGAGGACACAUUUGAAAACCAGCAAAGUGUGGUGUAUGUAUAUUGGUUAGACUGCUGUUUUGUCUGAUAGUGACUGAACCACUUUCAUAAUUAACAUAGAAGCAGCUCUUCUGAACCUCACAAAGGCACAUAUUAGUAUUUCUUUGUCAUGACGCAGUCAACACACAUCAGUGUCCCUGACAACUCUUUGAGAAAAUGACUAAUCUGAAAUGGAAAACCACUAAGCUAUGUCUUGUCAAACUGGAAACAGUUGUGUGUGAGUGAAGUGAACCGUGAGUACCUCAUUUGGAACUGUCCCAGUUUAGCAUGUAUGUUACUUUUUUUACUCUUUAAACGCAGGCGUUGGAACAAACAUGCAAAGCACCCCUGUGGGGCUGUUAAUGCACUGAACUGGACAGAGGAAAUGAAACUAGGCUUAUAGAUUUAACUCCACAGAGAUUCAUCUCAUAAUGUUACCACUGAUGCAGGAUGUACACAGAGCCAUGCGAGGCCAGUAUCCCAAUGAACAUUAGCAUCUCUUUUUCAUGUAUUUAAAUGGGUUAAAUCUGUAAGUAAACACCACUCUUGAGUUAUUGAUUAUCACAGCUAAUACUUUAGCCACAACAUAUUAAACAUUCUCUGUCUGUGUGGUCAAAUGUGUGCAGAAAAAACAGACCAAAACACAAGAGUACACAUAAAUCCCUGUGCCUGGUGCUUUCAUAUCUGUGGCUGACGGCUCCCAGCAGUUGCACCUCCCAGUUUGCUCUAUCAGCGUGCUUCCCAUCAAAACAAGAGGAGUCUGAAGACACUCUCUGCUCUGACACAUUCUCCUUCACUUCAUCCAUCCCAAUGAUUCUUGUGUUAUCUCCUGAAGGGUCAUUUCCAUUGCUUGGCCUGCCACUGAAAUGCGGAGAAGAGCUGCAGAGGUAUGAGAGGUCAGACUGGGAGGUGUCUGGGCCACACUAUAUCUGUACAUGGAAUAAAUGAGCACAAUUUAUUACAGGCAAAUAUGUUCCUUUUCUGUAUUUAUCAUGGGCAUGGCACACUCCUGGAUUCCUUAAUGAUGGGCUGUUGUUGGGUUUUGUAUCCUCCCUUUCUAAACCAUUUGGCUGCAUGUUUACAAAGUGGCUCUGUGAACCAUAAAUCUCAUUCAUAUGAUACAGUAUGUAGUUUUAUUCCAAAGAAGUGUAUUGUGUACACACCAAAU
This is a messenger RNA of Boleophthalmus pectinirostris (great blue-spotted mudskipper), 3718 nucleotides long. It is a transcript of the gene fam110d, whose product is annotated as family with sequence similarity 110 member D. The transcript has 2 exons. Lineage: Eukaryota; Metazoa; Chordata; Actinopteri; Gobiiformes; Gobiidae. The record is from RefSeq and is a predicted model, not a curated record. Bases 913 to 2238 code for a protein of 441 amino acids.